Molecule: messenger RNA, 4131 nt
Organism: Styela clava
Lineage: Eukaryota; Metazoa; Chordata; Ascidiacea; Stolidobranchia; Styelidae
Source: RefSeq, a predicted model, not a curated record
UUCAAAGUUUUAGAUGAGUUGAACAAUCUGACAAUGGAAAAGGCUAAAUCAUUAAGGCAGUCUUAUCAAAGACCUUUCAAACUCAGCCAUCAAGUUUUGUGUAUAACAUCAAUCAAUUUUUCAAGAAAAGCUUUAAUGGGAUAUGUUGAACUCUUAAUUCAACCAAGGAGAUCAGAUCUAAAAACUAUCAAAGUCAACAGCAAACAAUCAAGAAUUUACAAAGUUAGUGUGAAUGAUUAUGAAGCUCCAUUUCAAUAUCAUGACCCUUCUCUAGACUUGACGCAGCGUGAUCCAAUAGCAAGAAACCUUGAGUUUUUAAAAUCUUGCCACUGUAAUGCAGUUAAUGUUGUUGACCCAGAUACUGGUUACCAUGGAGAAGUUACUAUCAAACUCCCAGCAGAAGUACAAAAACUUGUAAAAGAUCAAAAAGCGUUGCGUAUAAGUAUGGAUUUCACUUUGGAAAAUCCUAAUGGAGGAGUUCAGUUUGUUGUGCCGGAUGUGGAAGGUACAACGAGUGAAAAAGCAAUGCAUUUGUUCACCUAUGGUCAUGAAAACUCGGCCAGGCUUUGGUUUCCUUGUGUUGACACAUAUUCGGAGCCUUGCACCUGGAAAUUGGAAUUUACUGUUGAUGCCACUAUGACUGCAGUUUCUGUUGGAGAAUUGGUUGAGACUGUUUUCACACCAGAUAUGAAGAGGAAAACAUUUCAUUAUAUCCUCACUGUUCCCACAGCUGCUCCAAACAUUGGUUUAGCUGUCGGUCCAUUUGAAGUUCUGGUUGACAAACACAUGCACGAGGUCACACAUUUUUGCCUGCCUCAACUUCUACCAUUGUUGGAACAUACAACUCAAGCAUGCUAUGAGGUUUUUGAGUUUUAUGAAGAGAUACUAAGUUUUCGUUUCCCGUAUUCUUGCUACAAACAAGUUUUCGUUGACGAGGCAUAUCGUGAUAUAGAAUCAUAUGCAUCAUUAGGAAUAUUCAACACAAAUUUAUUGCACAGUAAAAUAAUUCUUGACCAAAACCCUGAAACGAGAAAGCAAAUGGCAAAAAUGAUAUCCAAUCAGUUUUUUGGUUGUUUUAUGGCCAGAGAAUCUUGGAAUGAUCUCUGGUUGCCAACAGGCUUGUCUGCAUAUUUGCAAGGUCUAUGGGUGAAAAAUAUAUUUGGAAAUAAUGAAUACAAGCACUUGAUUGCAAGUGAAACGAAAAAGCUUUGCCAUUAUGAAAUGAAUGUUCAGCCAGUUACACUCUGUUACAAUGCUUCUCAUGAUUCUGCGGAUUCAAACACUUCUUUGAGGAAUCCUCAUACUAUGUCACCCAAGUAUUAUGAAAUGCUUCAAUGCAAGUCACAUCUCGUUAUGCGAAUGAUUGAAAAUUCUAUAGGCCCACAACUCCUUUUGCAAGCAUUAAACAAAUUGCUAUCUCUGGCAAAUACAUCGGCACAGCAGAAAGUUCCGAAUUCGACAUGGGUUGCAAUGCUCCUAUCAACUGAAAGCUUUUUAAAGUCAAUUAACACUGUUUCAGGAAAGAAGAUUGAUCAUUUAAUGAAUCAAUGGGUAUAUCAGAGUGGUGUCGUUUGUUUUAAAGGGAGAUUUACAUUUAAUAGAAAGCGCAAUGCUGUUGAGUUGGAUGUUAAACAACACACUGGUGGGAAAGGUAUAAGAAAAUAUGUUGGACCUUUAACAGUUCGGAUCCAAGAACUUGAUGGCUCUUUUCAACACACCAUUCAAGUUGAAGAAAACACUACAAAGCAUGACAUACAAUGUCAUUCAAAAAGUCGUAGGAAUAAAAGAAAAAAAAUACCUUUGUUGAAUGGAGAAGAGGCUGAUAUUGAUUUGAGUGCAAUGGAUCCAGAUUCUCCUGUUUUAUGGUUGCGUAUUGAUCCAGAUUUAUCAGUGAUUCGAAAUGUAAGCUUUGAACAACCGGAUUACAUGUGGCAGUAUCAAGUCAGAUUUGAACGUGAUAUUAUUGGACAAGCAGAAGCUUUAUCUGUUCUGUCACAUUUUCCUUCUCCACCAACUCGGAAAGCUCUAACUGACAUACUGGAAAAUGAAAAAUAUUUUUAUAGGGUUCGAAUGGAGGCUGCAUUUUGUAUGGCUAAAGUUGCUAAUGCCAUGAUCAGUUCCUGGGCAGGACCACCUGCGAUGCUAACGUUAUUUACAAGAUUCUUCUUCUGUGAAUCCACACCUCCGAUUGUUAGAAUGAAUAAUUUCACAAAUUUGCAGCAAUACUUUAUGCAAAAGACUCUGCCAGUUGCCAUGGCCAAUUUAAGAGACACUAAUAAUGUUUGUCCCAAAGAAGUUUUACAUUUUCUAAUUGAUCUAAUCAAAUUUAAUGAUAAUUCUAAAAGCAAGGUUUCUGAUAACUACUAUCGUGCAGCAUUAGUUGAAGCACUUUGCCAUUUAGUAACACCUACCAUGUCAAAUCCUGGUCAAAAAGUAACAGUUGAAAACUUACCAUUAGAUGUGAGAAUGAUUUUGGAGGAAAUAUCAAGAUUUCUCAAUUUAGAAAAAUUGUUACCUUCUUAUCGUUAUACUGUUACAGUGUCGUGCCUAAAAGCAAUACAAGCUUUACAAAGAAAUGGUCACUUACCACCUGAUUAUGUUUUACUGAGGAGCUAUGCUGCACAUGGAUUCUUCGUGGACAUCAGGAUAGCUGCAAUUGAGGCUCUCGUUGACAAGAUUAAAGCCACAAGUGAUGUUGAUCAGUUUGAAUGGUUGCUAGACUUGUGUGAGAAAGAUCCAGUACCAGAGAUCAAGUGGAGAAUUCUUAAAGCAUUUGUCAGUAACCCUCCAUUUACAAAAUCUGACAGUCAAACUUCUUCUCUCAACACAGAACACUUUGUGGAUAAACUAUGGAAUUUCAUCAGUAAGACAACAUAUUAUGAUUCAAGAAUAAGGUGUGAAGCGAUCAAUUUGUACAAUAUUUUGUUUGGAACACAUAGGCCGAAGUGUUUACCUCCAAAAGAUAGAAGGCCGUCUACUACUAUAUCGACCAGUGUCGGUGAUAGGGCGUCUUCAACCCAAGGACCACAAAGCAAGCUCAAGCGCACUGCUUCAACAUCUUUCACUGGUAAUUCGCAUGAUAAAAUCAAGAUGAAAAUCAAGUUUGGAAAUACUUCAGUUGAUGAAGGGGAUGAGUUUGACAAUGCUGAUGUAAUGGCUGCUGAAAGUUUGCUUUCACUCAGUCACAGUGAUCUACCAACCCGGCCACCAACACCUGGUACAGAUCAGCCAGGCUCGUCAUGGCAAACUAGUCCUUUUGUCGGUUCUGAAACUAGUCGUGCCAUUCACGACUCUCAUAAAAGACCUUCUCAAGAUUCUGCUGUCAAAGACAAGAAAAAAAAGAAAAAGCACAAACAUAAACAUAGACACAAAUAUAAAGAUGGCGAUUUGUCUUCGCCAUCUAGUUCACAUGUUGGUUCUCCUAUGAAUCUAGGAAUAUCAGACUCUCCAAAACUUUAGUCUUCUAGCAGAAUCUCGAGUUAGCGAAAAUUUUUAACAAACAUGAAUCAAAACAAGUUUUUCUAUGUGGUCAAUAUGGAAUAAAAUAUUAUGUUCCUUCACCAAUGUUUCUUUUAUUUCUAUAUGUGGUUGUAAUGUUGUUUGCUACUUUUUUUUCAAUUUGUAUGCUUUUUUCAUUUGGAUUGCAUUUUUCUCCCAAGCAUUACUAGGCUUCAAAUAGCCUAUGUUGUACUUUGUUAAAUUGAUCGAAACAAAGUAAUUGAUUUACUAAAAACAAAUUUGAUUGACAUGUAUGAUAUACAACGUUUUGGAAAGUAUGUUGAUUUGAAACUUUCAAUGUUCUCUCAAUCAUUGCUUCGUAUCCUCAUCAAAUUUAACGGUCUAUGUCCUCUGUCUCCAUCGUUGAACCAACUAGGCUAUUCAAUAGUAUAAACAGUCCCAUUUGUCUAGGUUCUAUCUCCCAUCCAUCGUUAGGGCCUACAUAUAUCUGCUUUGAACUUCCAAUGUAGACACUUACCUAAUAUUAAUUUCAAAACCACCUUUUUGUUUUAAAUGGCAUAAUGAAAUUACUUUUGAGCUUAUAUUUGUUCUUAAAUUAUGAAAGGUUAUAUGCUGGGGCUCAAUAUAUAUUCCAAUCAUUACAUAUGUCCAUUAUUUUUCAAUAAAUCUUAG